Dentiscutata heterogama is the source of this 371-nucleotide messenger RNA. Lineage: Eukaryota; Fungi; Glomeromycota; Glomeromycetes; Diversisporales; Gigasporaceae. The record is from the annotation of a GenBank genome assembly.
AUGCAGUUAGACCCUUCUUCCAUAUAUUCUUCAGAUGAACCAAUGGAGUAUUAUGAAGAAUCUAACGAACAUUCUUUUGAAGAAGACAAUAUUAGUUACCAUAAUGAGCCUGCUAUAUAUUCUUCGGAAGAAUUAGAUAAAGAUAUAAAUUCUUGUAAAGAAUUUACUUCUGAAACUUCUAGCAAUAGUAUUAAUUCUUGCGAUGAAUUAAGCGAUGAAUUAAGUGAUGAAUUAAGCAGUAAUAGUUUAUCGGCAUCUGUUGAAGACGAAUUUUUUGAAGAUAUUGCUGACAAAGCUUUAGAUUUGAAUAAAUUGUCACAAAAUAUUGGUGAGUUUUCACCAUAUUUUGAAAAUACAACUACUGCAUUAAU